CCAGCCCGGAGCUGAAGGAGCCGAUUGGCCGCUCGCAGCGCGUGGCGGCGGACGUUGGUGCCUUUGAAUGCAGGGAGCGGCGCGCGGCCCCAGUAGCAGCUAUGGCGUUCUGCGCGGCUCCGCUGCGGCGCUUCAGCGAGGAGCAGGCGUCUAACUUGCCACGAGGCUCCUGUGACAUCAAGUCUUCAGCUGCCCCGAGGAAUCCUUCAUCCUCUGAACCACAUCAGCAUGUUAGGAAACAGAAGAGUGAGACGUGUCUGAACAAUGAGAAGAAUACAACUGCCUCUGCAACUGGAAGGAGACUUGCAUCUCUUGGAUCAUUACCGGUUAGUGGGAGUCUGAAGCCUAGAAAAGAUCUUAUCCUUAUGAGAGAGAAAAAGAAACAGAAGACACUGGAGAAGGAGAUUCGUGCAUUAGUGAGAGAGCGUGGAGAGCAGGAUAAAAAACUUCAGGCCCUGGAUGAAGAUUUUGUUAAGAUGGAAGCUAAGCUGAGUGCUGCAGUUCAGGAGAAAACCUCUCUUUUGGCAAACGUUGCUUGCCUGAAAAAACAGCUUCUGGAAUUAACAAGAACCAAUGAACUACUGAAAUCUAAGCUAUCUGAAGAUAGUGUGCAGAAGAAAAUGAGCAGUCUAUGCAUGGAGUUAAUGAAGCUCAGAAACAAGAGGGAUGCUAAGGAAAAGACUGCACUUGCAAAGCAGGAGAACAUGGAAAUGAAGCUGCAGGAAGUACAAAGGAAUCUGGAGCAUUCAAAAGGAAAAGUAGCACAGCUACAAGAAAAACUAUCUGCUACGGAGAGAGAGAAAGUGGAAGAUAAAUCUGACACUGAAAAGCUCCUGGAGUAUAUCACAGAGCUCAGUAGUGUUGCAGAAGGCGUAGAGAAAUACAAACUAGAUGUUGCUCAGAUGGAGGAGAUGUUGAUAAAGAAAGACCAAGACAUCAAGAUCCUGAGGGAUACACUCAGAACAAAAGAGGAAGAAUCAAAUAUGCUGAUCAGAGCACUUAAUGAAAGGUGUGAGUUGCUUGAGCAAGAGAAAGAGAGAGAAUCUUCUGAGAGCAGAGGAAAAGUCCUGAGUAUGAAUGCUGAAAUAGAAGACCUGAAAAAAAAAAUUCUCUUAGAAGAGCAAGAACACCAAAAACUGCUUCAGAAACAAGAGGAGUUCAUCUCUCAGCUGCAGCAAGAGAGGGAGUUGUCUGCAUCUGUGCAUCAGAAGUUACAAAAUCUUCAAGAUGAGGUAACAAGUGAGAGACGUCUCUUGGAAGAGGAGCUAAAGAGUGCAGUGAAUGAGCUGGACAAACUACAUGCUAAGGAGAAGAAAGCUGAGAAGUUGGUGAAGCUGCUGGAAAAAGAAACCAAAUCUAAAGCUCUUGAACUUGCACAGAUGGAAGUAAAGUUGAAAGGGAAGAAUGCUGAGUUGGAGCAAAUCAAGGAAAUGCACAGCAAUACAGUUCUGCAAAUCCAAGAAGAGCUCAGCAACACACUGCGUCAACUGGGAGAGAAUGUUGCAGAGUUUGAAAGCUACAAGAAGAGAACAGCUGAAGAAAUACACAAUCUUAAGCUGGAGAACACCUCUCAUCAGGAACAAGUUACUGACCUAAAAAAAAUAUGUGAAGAUAAUCUACAGCUGCUUCAGGAAGCAGAAUACACUAAAAACAAGGCAAAAGAAGAAUGUGCAAGGAUGAUUUUAGAAGCCCAGACAAAGCUUGCACUAAAAGAAGCAGAAGCAGAGAAAACAAAAGAGUCUUGCCUCAUACAAGUGACUAAACUACAGGAAAAACUGGAAGAGCUAACUGAAGAUCUGAAAAAAAAAUCUGAAGUGGAAAAAUCAAGGAAAACCAUACAUGAAGAUGUGACCUCUAGCUUAAAAGAAGAGAUAAAGACCUGGCGUAAUCUAUAUGAAGAAUUGCAUAACAAAACUAAGCCUUUUCAGCAACAACUAGAUGCAUUUGAAGCAGAGAAAAAUGCUCUCUUAAAUGAGCAUGGUGCAGCCCAAGAAGAACUGAAUAAACUAAGCGAAGCAUAUGCUAAACUACUUGGCCAUCAAAACCAGAAACAAAAAAUCAAACAUGUUAUGAAGUUGAAGGAAGAUAAUACCCACCUGCAGCAGGAUAUCUCAAAACUGCGUGCGCUUCUUGCAAAAGAAAAACAAGCAAACAGAGAUCUGCAGGAGCAGCUAUAUACAAUUCAGGGCAUUAGGCGUUUUGAUCCUUCUAAAGCUUUCCAGCAUGAUAGCAAGGAAAAUAUUCCUCCAAAAACUCCUUUUAAAGAAGGUAAUAGAAACAAAGUUUAGUCUCUUCCUGCUAUUGAGAAACACAUCACCAAUAAAUUCACGUACUACAGAAGAUUUCAGCAGGCUAUUUGUUCAAGAUGGACUUGGAGGCCGUAUGUAAUAGACAUUGGUAUGACUACUAGGGAAGUGAUAAAGUAAUCUGUCUUCAGAAAAGCUGGUCACGCUCUUACUUGAAGACAACGUAACUGGCAUGUUCCCCGCUCCUGGUCGUAUCACCGUAACUGCCAUUGUUUGACUUGUUUACUGAAGCUACUUUGGUUUUUAGUAGGUCAGCUUGAGUUCAGAAAAGGUGAAUAAUGACUGGGGAAAAAGGAUGACAAACAAAACAUACCUUUGUGAAUAUGCUAUUUUGUAACUAUCUAGUUUCUGCAAUUUAUGUUAAAUUAAUUUUGCUGGCUAUGGUUGCUUUGAUGCCAAUGGCAGGAAUGCUUUCUAAAGACUCUCUUUGUAUUGUGGCUUAUGUAAUAUAGAUCAAAUGUAAAAACCAUAUUGUGGGGUUGGCAUGGGUAUUUUUAAUGGGAUCCAUAUUUAAGACAUGUUAAUUUCCAGCCUGGGGCUGGAUAAUGCAGCUUUCUUCUUCAGAAAAGGAUUUCCAGGUCAAACUUCAAACAACUGCCUCGUCCACCUAAAUGUUUGUAUCGUGGCUAAGAGAAGUGUGAGCAUAACAUCUGUCUUAAGCGAAGUCUGUUUUACAAGACUCUUGAAUUCUCAUGGUCAUUUUAGUUGUCUAUCUUAUCAAUGUUAUGUGAAGGAGAAUACCAACAGAACUUGGUUUAAUUGAGUGAGAGGAUGCCCACUACACAUUCAUUGUAUAGAGCUGGAUUUUGGCAAGGUGGAAGUAAUCUGAAAUGCAUCAAAAAUCAAGGAUAUUUUAGCAGAAUAAAUAUUUUCAAUGAUGUUUUGUCCAUCUCCUUUAUGAAGGGAUCAAAAAUAAAAUCAAAUCACACUGUAAGUGACCUAGUGUUCAAAACUUAAAUCUUCCUAUCAGAUCUCAUUGUCAGUCUUGCCUGAAGGACGAUGCAAUUCUCUAUCCUUACAGAAGAAACUAUUUAGCUGAGCUGCCCGAUGUACACGACUUGCAAAUCCCUUAUUCUCUCACUUCCUGUGGAUUUCUGUUAAUACAGAAGUAAUGGAACAAGUGAAACGUGGAACUGCUUUUGCUAAUUCUGUAUAUUACCAUCUUGUAUGUGACUGCAGCUAAGAGUCCACAAAACUUAUGUUAUCUAUACUGACAUCACAAGAUUAUGGAGUAUGAUGGUACUGAGGAAAUAAGAAACUAAAAAUGCAAAUUAAGUCCAAGGAAGUGAGUUGAUAGAUCUUGUACACUAAUGCCAUCUUUGUGUGUUUGCUGGGUUAUUUGAACUUGUAAAGAGGAGGAUUAAAUGUGUAUGUUUCAACUGAGAAA
Numida meleagris (helmeted guineafowl) is the source of this 3693-nucleotide messenger RNA. It is a transcript of the gene HMMR, whose product is annotated as hyaluronan mediated motility receptor. The record is from RefSeq and is a predicted model, not a curated record. Lineage: Eukaryota; Metazoa; Chordata; Aves; Galliformes; Numididae. The transcript has 18 exons. Bases 102 to 2288 code for a protein of 728 amino acids. Gene Ontology annotation, molecular function: hyaluronic acid binding. Gene Ontology annotation, cellular component: membrane.